UCCAAUUUCUGGUACUUAUUCGACGUAGUUUCUAAACCUCUGAAAAGAACGUUAUGGUAAGUAUGGCGUGUGAAGACGUAUCUUCAAACCGCUCCGCAAAUUCUCAAAGUUUAACAGAUGAUGAGUUAUUUUGCAAUUAUUGUAACAGAAAAGUAUGUGAAUAUGUCGAGUGUAUAAAGUGCAAAGAAAAGUUUCAUCCUUCAUGUCUUACUCAAGCGGCAAAUAGGAAAAAUGCUAUAUGUCAGCAUGAAAAGGUAGUCGAUCAAAAAUCGGAUACUGGUAACGUUGAGGUAGAGAACGGACUAAUGAAAAUGGAAAUAAGUUACUUGAAGAAGGCCUUAUUAGAAGAAUCACAAAGUAAAAAUAAAAUAUUAAUGGAGAAUAAUAGAUUAUUACUGGAGAAAAUCCAUAACAUUGAACAAGGUAAAAAGAUCGAAGCCGUUGCGCAGAAUCGAGAUAGUUAUGGCCAAUCAUACAGUUCUGUGCUCCAACGUCAGCCUUCAUCUGAAACCUGGGAAAAACAAUACCACGGAAUAGCAAUUAAGAAUAACAACAAAACUUUAAGAAGUAAACACGAAAUAUGUCUCAUUCACCAAAAUGUAUGCUCUAUAAACAACUCGCUUGAUCGUAUUGAACAUAGUGUGAAUAGCCAAAUUACAAAUUGUAAAAUUAUAUGUUUAACAGAACAUUGGCAAAGUAGUGAUGCAUUAGAAAACAUCCUAAUAGAUAACUUCAAUCUUGUAGCAAGUUAUUGUAGACCUAAAGGUUAUGGGGGGGCAGCAGUUUAUCUUCAUCAAUCAGUUGUAGGAAAAGAGAGAAAGAAGCUAUCUCAUUUAUCAGUACAGGGUGAAUUUGAGUGUGCUGUGGCGGAAUGUGUAUUAAAUUCAGAAACUUUCUUAAUAUUUUCAAUAUAUCGUCCACCUAAUGGAAAUAUUAAAUUAUAUGAUAUUAGCAAUGUUUUUAGAUUUAUCUAAAGCGUAUGAUUCAAUCAAUCAGGAAUAUUUACUGAAAAAACUAGAGAUAUAUGGAAUAAGGGGAAAAAUUAAUGAGUGGUCUGAUCAUAUAUAUCUGAAAGAACACAAAGUGUUAAAAUUACUAAAAAUGGUUUCACUGUGAAAUCUGCCAUGCUAGUUAACAAAACUGGGAUAGCCCAAGGGAGUGUAAUUGGACCUCUACUAUUUAUAAUAUAUUUAAAUGACUUGUGUGAAAUAGUACAAAAUACUGUAGAGAGUAUCGUAAAUUUUGCGGACGAUACUAACUUAGUGGUAGGUGCACGCGAAAAAGGUGAAUUGAUUAGAAUCGAAACAGACUUUUUCACUAGAGCAGAAGAAUGGUUCUCAAGGAAUAAACUGUUAUUAAAUGCAAAGAAAUCUAAUUUUGUAAUAUUCAGUACAGACAGAAAUAGGAAAGAAAAGCCCAACAACAUAACAUUACACGGUGAAGAAUAUAAAUUUUCUGAGCACUCAAAAGUUUUAGGAUUAUUUAUUGACAACUUUUUGAAAUGAAGAGUACACACGGAUUAUGUGAAACAAAAACUGAAUAAAAUCAACUUUGCAAUGAGAACAACCAGUAGAUACAUGAAUGAAAAAACCCUUAAAAUUUUAUAUCACGUUAAUUUUGAGUCAGUUCUCAGGUAUGAGAUCAUGUUUUGGGGGAUGGAAUACAACCUGGAGGAUGUUUUUGUUGUCCAAAAACGAGUCAUGAGAAUAAUUUUCAAGUUACCUUUUAAACAAUCUUGCCGCGGCAUGUUCAGAAAAAAUAAUAUUCUGACAAUUUUUGGUUUGUAUAUACUUGAUUGCCUAACUUUUUCAAGUAGUAACAAGGAGAGGUUCACAGGGAACGCCGUAGAAUCGUGUUAUAAUACAAGAAGUCAAUAACGGUAAGAAAUUCGUCAAAAGAGUAAAAACACUAUUAAUAGAAAGGGAACCCUAUAACAUAAGGGAGUUUUUCGAUAGAUAAAUUUUGGUUUUGGUUAUGAAGAAAAGAUUGUUUAGGAAAUAAGUAUUAAUAUUCAAAGAUGUAAUAUUUGACGC
Harmonia axyridis is the source of this 2033-nucleotide messenger RNA. RefSeq lists its product as uncharacterized. Bases 54 to 974 code for a protein of 306 amino acids. The record is from RefSeq and is a predicted model, not a curated record. The transcript has 2 exons. NCBI's taxonomy places the organism in Eukaryota, Metazoa, Arthropoda, Insecta, Coleoptera, Coccinellidae.